AUGAGCACAGGAAAAUCACACGAGCGUCGCAAACUUCCACUGAAAACGAUCAACGUCAGCGAAAUAUUGAACGAAGAUCGAACUGGAGAAGCUCAUCAAACUUUGAAUUCUCAACAAAAUGAUUUGAUUCGUUUAUUAGCUCCGUCAAAUCGUCAAACUUCUUCGGUCGGGAAAGAUCAUAGCUGCCAGCAAUCUGAUGACGAAAGUUAUAGUUCACGCUCAGAUAUUGACCAGAAUAACGAAUCAGAAGAUGAUAUUCUUCUUAAUAGUUUCCCUCGUUCGACCGAUGCAUUAGGUGUAAACCACCAAGUUAAAUUGAAUAAAAGGAAGCGUAAUGAAACUGUGCCAAGCACUAAUAAGUUGAAACAACAACGUGCCAAUGCCAUACAUAAUGGCGACAAUCCGCAGAGAUUGGUUAGUACAAACUUGAGUGUUUCUCAUGAAACGAAUACCAAAGAAAUUCUCAGUCAAAUUGAAAAUCAGAUUGUUAUCUAUAAAAAUAUGGUCGACAAAACUUUAAAACGAAUGGAGCGAAAACUUGAUCACCAUCUUGGCAUUAGUAAUAUACAGGGCUCUAAGAUAUUGGAUCAGUAUCGAACUGAUAAAAACGAAGUUUUCCCGUCCGAAUACAAAUAUCAGGAUAAGAACUUAUUGAUCACCUCAGCCAAAGAUAUGCUUGAUUUUGCCCGAAAAACGUUGAGAAUAAUAUUCUCUGCCGAUGAACUCAAGUCCCACAUAUUACCACCGGAGCGCGAGCAUCUUCGUCGACCAGCUCUUGAUGAAGCACGUUUCAAUGUCUUUCUCGGCAAGUUUUCUUGA
This is a messenger RNA of Adineta ricciae, 819 nucleotides long. The record is from the annotation of a GenBank genome assembly. NCBI's taxonomy places the organism in Eukaryota, Metazoa, Rotifera, Eurotatoria, Adinetida, Adinetidae.